CCAAAUCCAUCGCAGAGCGAGGAGCACGGGAGCGCUCUAUCUGUGUACGAUAACCUCCCUGAAGCUGUCACCCCCGACAGCCUCCAAGACGUCUUUGAGAUGGAAACAAGCUUCCAGGAGCAGAUGUACCAGGCGUGGCUCCCUGAGCACUUCCAGGGACUGAUGGACGGCGAGGGAGUGAGUGAAGGCAAGAGCGCCUGGUCCUCCUGUGAGAUCAUCCUCGCUGACAAUAACCAGGACCAGAACCCAGGCGAAGACAAAAAGCAUGAUCAGGAGCCAAAGCUGGACUCUGGAUCCUGUGGAUUUCAGCGGGGGGACCUGAUGCUGCAGCUCCAGAUGUCCCCCCCUCAACAGCGUCUUACAGCAACUUCCCCUCAGCUACCCCAGUCUGAGAGCCAGGUUCUGUGGCCCUCAGCUGAAACCCAGCAGCCAUCCUGGUCUCCCAGGGUGCCCCCCCCUGUACCCCUGGCAGACCCCUCCGCCAGCGCCCUCCGCAGCAUCCUCACUGGUCUCCAACAGCAAAUAGUCCGACAGAGGGAGGAGUACGAGGCACGAAUACUCAGCUUAGAGCAGAGAAAUGAAGAGCUGCAGGUCGAGGUGGUUCGGUUGAAAACAAACCUCUCACAGCAGCGACACUGGUACCAGGCCGUCGAGGAUAAGAUCACUGAGUCUGAAAGGAUUCGGGCCGCCGCAGAACAACGCAACGCCACUCUGCAGAAGGAGAUGGAGCAGUUCUUCGACACCUUCGGAGAGCUCAACAAUGAGGCCAAGAAGACAGAGUAUAUCGUCAAAAGCUUUUGAAAAGAGAAUAUAUGGAAUUAAAUGAAUUGUGUGUGAUGAAAUUAACUGUAUGUGAGAAGGACAAGACUGGUUAGUCUUUAAACUCUAGUAAGUAUCAUGUAAAGUAGCUUGUCACUAUCAAAGCCAAAUACUUCCGUCUCUAAUUGAGAAUGGUUUAAGUGGUCUGCAGGUAUUUCUUCAUUGAGAAUAUACAAAACAUCACUGAAAGAAUAAUCACUGAUGUCCACUUUAUUUAUUACGUAAGGGCAAAGAUGUUGGCCGGGGGAUUAUAUUGUGGUCUUUGCAAUCAGACAUCUCUGACAAUGAAAGGAGAAAUAAACAAAACAAAAAUGUGAGCUGCA
Messenger RNA from Gymnodraco acuticeps, 1142 nucleotides. RefSeq names its product rho GTPase-activating protein 24-like. The record is from RefSeq and is a predicted model, not a curated record. The transcript is spliced from 2 exons. Bases 100 to 801 code for a protein of 233 amino acids. Lineage: Eukaryota; Metazoa; Chordata; Actinopteri; Perciformes; Bathydraconidae.